AUGGAAACGUGUCUGGAUGUGACCAAUAUUGUUCAAGGAACUAUUGUAAGUGAAAAUUUCAGAUUUUGGCUGGAAAUCUGAAUUCUACAUGAGUUUCUGAUCAUUUUCAUAUAAAUUAUGUCUUCGCAGGAAUCUCUGCGUAUUUCACCUAAUUAGACUCCAAAAAUCUGAAAUUUUCAUCCUAAGCUCAAUUUUUCAGAUCUCAAAAUGGAAAAUUGAAAAAAAGUUGACACAAGGUGAUUUUUGCCAUAUUUACAAAGUUUCUGGAGCCGCAAAAUCGGAAAAAUUCGCACUGAAAUGCGAAAAUGUGGAUUUAAGUCUGCAAAUGUUGAAAGUUGAGAGUUUUGUGAUUCAAAAUUUGAAAGCUUGCAAGAAAAAACGACAUUUUUGUGAAAUUGAGGAUAUUGGAAAAACACAAGGAAUUCAUUAUAUUGUUAUGCAAUUAUUAGGAAGACCACUUGUUGUAAGUUGAGAGGAUACUGUAAGAGUACUGUAGAUUGUAGAUUUUUUUUUGCACCAAAACCACACUAAAUCAUCGUAUUCGGUUUCAAAAUGAUCCAAAAAUGUCCAUUUUUUCCAGGAUUACAUGAAAUUCGGUCAAAUUUCUCAAAAUUGUGCACUUCUCGUCGGAAUUCAAAUUUAUGAAAGUCUAGAAGAUUUACACAAUUCCGGAUUUACACCGUGAUAUAAAACCAUCGAAUUUAUGUUUUGGUCGGUCAGAUCGAGGAGAAUUGAACAAAUUAUUUUUGUUGAGUUUUUCGAUUGCUAGAAAAUAUUUGGAUGAAAAGGUUUGGAAACAAGAAAAUUGAAAGUUUUUAGGCUUAUUUGAUCUCAAAAAAUCCCUCAUUUUUUUCUUUCUAGGGUCAAAUUCGAUCAGCUCGUGAUUCUGUCGAAUUUCGUGGAACUCUUCGCUACGCUUCUCUAAAUUGUCACAAACUUGUCGAACUUUCUCGAAAAGAUGAUCUCGAAUCGACAUUUUAUGUGAUCAUUGAAAUGAUAACCGGAAAUUUGCCAUGGAAAGGUUUCAACGCCGAUCAAAAUGCCGUGUUUUUGGCGAAAAAUGCGGCAAGAAGCGGUGCGAAAUUGCAGGAAUUUCUCAAAAAUGCACAAUUUUUGAGAGAACUUUUGCAGAUAAUCGAUAAUUUGACAUAUUUUUCGACACCUGAUUAUCAGCAAAUUUAUACGAUUUUACGCAAAAAUUUGAGGAAUUCACAAGAAAAACGUUUGGAUUGGGAAAAAGGUGGAACUUUGUUUUUAGAGGAUUUGUAA
This is a messenger RNA of Caenorhabditis angaria, 1269 nucleotides long. Lineage: Eukaryota; Metazoa; Nematoda; Chromadorea; Rhabditida; Rhabditidae. The record is from the annotation of a GenBank genome assembly.